UCCCUGUGAGUCUACGAAUCACUACAAACAGAAUGGCGGUCUUUUUCAAUACGGAGGAGGUGUUAGAGCAGGUUCUGAGGUCUGAAGACGAUUUUGCUAGCGAGGAAGAGGUAGUUUUAGAUGAGGAAGACAGCGAAAAAGAUAAAAUCAGAGAGUUUUUAGGAAGYUACGAGGGUGGAAAGGAAUUCGACCGCGAGUUCUUUGUAGAGAAGGCGACAGAAGUCAUUUUACCGAUUGUAAAAGCUUCUAGAACAAGAACUGAUGCCGAUUGUCUGUGUACAUCAACAAUAUCUGCUGCAUCAGUACUGAAUGUAGAGGGAAAACUCUGGCUAAAAUCAAUACACCGACGAUUAGGAGGCAGAGUGUCAGUUAAAAAGCCAUAUUUUGCUGAGGUACAACGAAAUAUUCCACAGAAUAUUUUUGAUGAAGUAACUCUCAUGUUGAGAAGGAGUCUAUCCCAGCAUUUCCNUCAAUAA
This is a messenger RNA of Exaiptasia diaphana, 476 nucleotides long. RefSeq lists its product as uncharacterized. The coding region runs from base 33 to 476 and encodes 147 amino acids. The transcript has 2 exons. NCBI's taxonomy places the organism in Eukaryota, Metazoa, Cnidaria, Anthozoa, Actiniaria, Aiptasiidae. The record is from RefSeq and is a predicted model, not a curated record.